Messenger RNA from Nyctereutes procyonoides (raccoon dog), 1376 nucleotides. RefSeq names its product mediator complex subunit 27 (gene MED27). The coding region runs from base 15 to 950 and encodes 311 amino acids. Gene Ontology annotation, cellular component: mediator complex. The record is from RefSeq and is a predicted model, not a curated record. Gene Ontology annotation, biological process: regulation of transcription by RNA polymerase II. NCBI's taxonomy places the organism in Eukaryota, Metazoa, Chordata, Mammalia, Carnivora, Canidae. Gene Ontology annotation, molecular function: transcription coactivator activity. The transcript is spliced from 8 exons.
GUGGCGGCGGCAACAUGGCGGACGUGCUAAGUGUCGGAGUGAACCUGGAGGCCUUUGCUCAGGCAAUCAGUGCCAUCCAGGCGCUGCGCUCCAGCGUGAGCAGGGUGUUCGACUGCCUGAAGGAUGGCAUGCGGAACAAGGAGACGCUGGAGGGCCGGGAGAAGGCCUUCAUUGCGCACUUCCAGGACAACUUGCAUUCGGUCAACCGGGACCUCAAUGAGCUGGAACGUCUGAGCAAUUUGGUAGGCAAGCCAUCUGAGAACCAUCCUCUCCAUAACAGUGGGCUGUUAAGCCUGGAUCCUGUGCAGGACAAAACUCCUCUCUAUAGUCAACUCCUGCAAGCAUAUAAAUGGUCAAACAAGUUGCAGUACCAUGCAGGUUUGGCGUCUGGCCUUUUGAAUCAACAGUCCUUGAAACGUUCUGCUAACCAGAUGGGAGUAUCUGCUAAACGUAGACCGAAGGCUCAGCCCACGACUCUUGUCUUACCACCUCAGUAUGUAGACGAUGUGAUCAGCCGCAUUGACAGGAUGUUUCCUGAAAUGUCCAUCCACUUAUCCAGGCCCAAUGGCACAUCAGCAAUGCUUCUGGUGACCUUGGGAAAGGUGUUGAAAGUGAUUGUUGUCAUGCGGAGCCUGUUCAUUGAUCGAACAAUAGUAAGGGGAUAUAGUGAAAAUGUCUACACAGAAGAUGGCAAGCUUGAUAUAUGGUCGAAAUCCAACUAUCAAGUAUUCCAGAAGGUGACAGACCAUGCCACCACUGCCCUGCUUCACUAUCAGCUGCCACAGAUGCCUGAUGUCGUGGUCAGAUCCUUCAUGACCUGGUUAAGAAGUUACAUAAAGCUGUUCCAGGCCCCGUGCCAACGCUGCGGGAAGUUUCUACAAGAUGGCCUUCCCCCGACGUGGAGGGAUUUCCGAACCCUCGAAGCCUUCCAUGACACCUGCCGGCAGUGACCAGCCCCAACCCCAGUCCUGCCUGCAGGCCCCACCCAGCACUUCCCAGACAAGCAGACCAAUGGCUCGGACUGUCCUCACUGCCCAGAUGCCAGUACCGCCACUCUGCCCCGUUUUCCUAGCAGCAAGUCGUAUGUUAAGGCCAAUCCUCUUGCAGAGCAGAUUCCAUCUUGUGUUGAUGGGACACAUUACACACUAUAACUGGUAUGUGGAAGGUAGAGAGGAACUUUAUAGAACUCAGAAUCAGGAAAAUUUGCAGCACGUCCUUGUAAGCAGCUGGCCAGUUGAUCCUCCUAGGUCUGUGUUCUAAAUCAUUUUCACGAGCCGUUAUCAUUUGAAAGAGCCCAUGUUCAUACAUAUUGUCAGGCUGGGUGUUUUGUUUUAUAACUUUUUUUUUUUUUUUAAUAAGCAGUAAACCUUUUAUAC